AUGACAUUUUCUGUAAUUAAUAUUUGUAAAAAAAAAAUCACAAGGCAAAACAUCAUAAAUGAUAUAAUCAAUGGUCUCACCGCAAAUGAAUAUGACACGAAAGUUAUCCCUUCAAUCAUUCUUUAUGAUGACCGUGGUUUACAACUUUUUGACCAGAUUACUUAUACUGAUGAAUAUUAUUUGACUAAUUGUGAAAUCAAUAUUUUGAAUAAGAAAGUUGACCAAAUCACAGAUUACAUCGCCUCGAACAGUAGUGUGAUCGAACUCGGUGCUGGAUCGUUGCGUAAGACCCGGAUCAUUCUCAAUAAUUUGGAAAAAAAGAAGAAAAACAUUACUUUUUAUGCACUUGAUCUCAUGGAAAAUGAGCUUAAUAAAUCAUUAUCUUCGUUAGGAACUUUCUCACAUGUUAAACUUGUUGGUCUCUGUGGCACUUAUGAAGAUGGAAUAGACUAUGUCGCAACUUUAUCGAAUGAUAAACAAAAAACUAUAAUGUGGUUAGGCUCCUCAAUUGGAAAUUUAAGUAGAGAAGAUGGUGCAAACUUUAUCCGUCGUUUCCAAGAAAAAGCAAUGAAUCCCGGUGAUUUGUUUUUAAUCGGAAUCGAUGGGAGAAACGACCCUGAAAAAAUUGCUGUUGCUUACAAUGAUCCUCAGGGCAUCACUGCCGAGUUCGCAAUGAAUGGAUUGGAUCACCUUAAUGUUAUUUUUGAUCAGCCAUUUAUCAAUCGCAACAAUUUUUAUUAUAUUUCAACCUAUGAUGAAGAUGAUGGCAGACGUGAAGGAUAUUAUAAGUCCAAAAAAGAUCAAAUAUUGGAAUUUGUAGUCUCUAAUGAUAUCAACAAAGAAAAAAUCAAAAUCAAUGUAAAAGAGAAUGAACUUAUUCGAAUUGCAUAUUCUUUUAAAUAUAAUAAAGCUGAUGCCACAAAGCUUUUUUAUGAUGCCCGUUUAGCUCAUGUAGAAAGUUGGUCUGAUUCUGAUUUGCAAUAUAAUCUCCACUUAAUUUAUAAACCCCCAUUCUUCUUUACACGUCCUCAAGAAUUAAAAGGGUCUGCACCAACUGUGGAAGAAUGGCAAGAAAUAUGGAAAUCAUGGGAUACGGUAUCAUUGAGCAUGAUUCCAUUAGAUAAAAUGCAUUUAAAACCUAUUUAUCUUCGACAUCCUUUCAUUUUUUAUCUCGGCCAUAUUCCCUCCUUUCUUGAUACUAAACUGGCUACAUAUUCUCAUGAAAAAUUUUCUGAACCAGAAAAUUUUGCCAACAUUUUCGAACGGGAAAUUGAUCAUGAUAUGGAUGACUUGUCAAAGUGUAAUCCUCAUUCGGCUGUUCCUGAUCAAUGGCCAAAAUUAAGUUCAAUCCUCGAAUAUCAAGAUAAAGUUAGGCAAAGACUUUUACGUAUUUACGAUGCUUAUAAGGAUAAGCAAAUUCCACGUUCAUUAGGUCACGUCUUAUGGAUGUCUUUUGAACAUGAAGCAAUGCAUAUUGAAACUUUUCUUUAUAAUUUGGUGCAAUUCGAGGAUUUUUUACCAGCAAAAGGUAUUGCUAUCCCUAAUAUGCGUCCACCCAUUCGUAAAGCUUCAGAUGCAAAAUUACUGACAAUACCCACACAAACCAUUACAUUUGGUCUUUAUGAUGAUGGAUUUGAUUGGGAUAGCGAACGGACAAUCACUGUAAAAUCAUUUAAGAUUCAAUCACGCCCUAUAACUAAUAAUGAAUACUUGGAAUUUAUGAAAGCAACUAUGAAUCAGAAUUAUCCAUUAUCUUGGAUUCCAAUUGAUCUUUCGUCAUCUGAGUAUAGAGUUCGGACUGUAUUCGGACCUGUCGAUAUGAGCGUGGCUAUGAAUUGGCCUGUAUUAUUGAGUCUGGAACAAGCAAACCAUUAUGCUGGGUGGGCAAAGAUGCGGCUUCCUACUGAAGAAGAGUUGCUUUGUUUUUAUAAUACUUACUCACGAAACACAAAUUUGGAUUCAAAUUUUGGAUUUUCCCAUUGGCAUCCAACUGAUGUCCCGUUAGAAAGUAAUUCUAUUCAUAACAUAGAUGGUGCGUGGGCCUGGACUUCUUCCAAAUUUGGGGAAUACCCUGAGUUCGUUAAAAGUAAAUUGUAUUCUAGAUGUUCAUCUGAUUUUUUUGAUGGAAAACAUUACGUAAUUCUCGGUGGAUCAUGGUAA
Molecule: messenger RNA, 2160 nt
Organism: Dentiscutata erythropus
Lineage: Eukaryota; Fungi; Glomeromycota; Glomeromycetes; Diversisporales; Gigasporaceae
Source: the annotation of a GenBank genome assembly